GUCCCAUUGAUUGCCAAUUUUUUUGUGAUAUUUAGACUGAAGCUAGCUCCCCCACUAGCAGUGGACCUGAGUUAGAUACUGGUUCUACUACUGAGGAUCUACCCCUGGAUAAUAAACAUACUAUGGCAGAGCUUGGUGAGAAAAUGAACGCUGCUUCUAACUAUGUUGGAAGCUUCUUCCAGGCUUCCUCUUGGUACUCGAGCAGCUCAAAGCAAGAGUCCACCAAGGAGGAGAGCAGCCAGGGUAGCAGCAGCAAGGAGAAGGAGGAGAAAGGGAACAGCUCAUCCACCUUCUCUUCAGCUUUCUUUAACACAUUAGGAAAAGUUGGUGUGGGUUCUAAAUCAGAGGGAGAAGUGAAGGAAGGAGAAGAGGAGAAGGUGAAUGAUGAAGGGAAGGUGAAGGAGGAUGGGAAGGUGAAGGAUGGAAACUCUGGAGGACUUGGAUACCUCAGCUCUGCAUUCAGUAAAAUUGGAUUAUCUGGUUUAACUGGAUCCAGCUCUUUUGAGAAGAUAGAAGAAGAGAAAGAGAAGACCGAGGACAAAGAGAAAGAAGAAGAAACUGAUUUCUUCUCUAAUGCAUUCUCUAAGGUUGGAAAGGCUGCCUCAAGCUACACUAAGGUGCUCCAGGACACUGUUUCUAAAGCUCCAAUGCUUUCUGACUUUAACCAGGAGCAGGAGAACUUUAUCAAAUCAAAGGGAGAUAAAGAUAUGCCUACUGCACCAUGGUCAGGCUAUCAGAAUGAAGAUGAACUUAAAGAGAAGAUUCUAGCUUUGUCACUAGACCAGAGAAAUUUUCUGAGAGCACCGCCCAGUGGAGUAGAGUUUGAUAUGGAGAGCGCUGGUGUAUCCGCCCACGCAUUGGUUCUACUUAAGGAGGAUGUAAGAUUAGAAAAAAUUAGAUAUGAACUUGUCCCCAAAAAAAUCAAGGAGGAAGAGUUCUGGAGAAAUUAUUUCUAUAGAGUUGGAGUUAUCAAACAAUCAUUUGAGCUUAAUAACAUGACAAACAUUAACCAGGAUGUGAAAGCAGGCGAAGAAAGGUCUAAACCAGUUGAAGAUGAUACUGAAGGACCAUCUAAUCCUGAACAUGAUGAUGAAUUUGUUUCUGAUUCUCAUCAAGUAUCCUCUAAGGAUCUUGCAGAGGCUGAUGAGGCAAUGAAGAAACUUGGACUGGGAAAGGAUGACUCUGAAUGGGAAGCUGAGCUAGAAGGUGAACUAGAUGGAGAACUAGAAUACGAGAUGGUUCAAGGAGAUGGUCAACUUGAUAAUCCAGAGUGGGAGGAACAGAUACAGGUAUAGAUAAGACAUAAGAUACAAU
Messenger RNA from Eurytemora carolleeae, 1314 nucleotides. It is a transcript of the gene Sap47, whose product is annotated as synapse-associated protein 1. The transcript is spliced from 12 exons. The coding region runs from base 123 to 1295 and encodes 390 amino acids. The record is from RefSeq and is a predicted model, not a curated record. NCBI's taxonomy places the organism in Eukaryota, Metazoa, Arthropoda, Copepoda, Calanoida, Temoridae. Gene Ontology annotation, cellular component: cytoplasm.